Drosophila takahashii is the source of this 3682-nucleotide messenger RNA. The record is from RefSeq and is a predicted model, not a curated record. Lineage: Eukaryota; Metazoa; Arthropoda; Insecta; Diptera; Drosophilidae.
ACAGCAAACACGAUCAAUUGCCGCCCUCAAGAGGAAAUCUCAACUCAAGUUGUCGAAAUGGAGCGAUGCGAAAGCCGGCGAAGAAGGCGAAGACGACGGAAAAAAGCUGCACUUUGUGAGUCCGGCACGCCGGAAAUCGGUGCUGGCCCCCAUUCUCAAUAAGAUCAAGAAUGGCGCUGAUGCGGCGGACAGUGCCGAGAAGAAACUGGGUAGCGAGAGCAGCGGCAGUGGUCACAUAGCGGUCCAGAUUGAGCCAGCCAGGCGGGUGAAGCGUCACAGCAUCCACGGCAUGAUGGAGGAGGAGAAUACGAUCCGGCCGCAUCAGGAGAUCCGCCAGCUGACGCUGGAGGAGAAGAAGUUCCUGCUGGCCGUGGAGAGGGGCGAUAUGGCCGGCACUCGCAGGAUGCUGCAGAAGGCCCAGGACACGGAGUACAUCAAUGUGAACUGCGUGGAUCCGUUGGGGCGAACCGCCCUGCUGAUGGCCAUUGACAACGAGAAUCUGGAGAUGGUGGAGCUGCUGAUUAACUACAAUGUGGACACGAAGGAUGCGCUGCUGCAUUCCAUCUCGGAGGAAUUCGUUGAGGCUGUGGAGGUGCUGCUGGACCACGAAAACGUGACCUUUCACAGCGAGGGCAAUCAUAGCUGGGAGUCCGCCUCGGAGGAUACUUCGACCUUCACGCCGGACAUUACGCCGCUGAUCCUGGCCGCUCACCGCGACAACUAUGAGAUCAUCAAGAUCCUUUUAGAUCGGGGAGCCGUACUGCCCAUGCCUCACGAUGUGCGAUGUGGUUGUGAUGAGUGCGUUCAGUCCCGUCAGGAGGAUUCGCUCCGCCACUCGAGAUCCCGCAUCAACGCCUAUCGGGCCCUGGCCAGUCCCAGUUUGAUAGCACUCUCCUCCAAGGAUCCCAUCCUCACGGCCUUCGAGCUGUCCUGGGAGCUGCGCCGGCUAAGCUUUCUCGAGCACGAAUUUAAGAACGAGUACCAGGAGCUGCGCAAGCAGUGCCAGGACUUCGCCACCGCCCUGCUGGACCACACUCGCACCUCCCACGAGCUGGAGAUCCUGCUCAACCAUGAUCCCACCGGUCCAGUUUACGAGCACGGCGAACGGAUGCAUUUAAACCGCCUCAAACUGGCCAUUAAACUGCGACAGAAAAAGUUUGUGGCCCAUUCGAAUGUGCAGCAACUGCUGGCGAGCAUUUGGUACGAGGGUCUGCCCGGUUUCCGAAGGAAGAACAUGGCCCUGCAAGCGGUCGACAUUAUCCGGAUCGGCAUCAUGUUCCCCAUCUUCUCGCUGGCCUACAUCCUGGCUCCCUACUCCAGUAUUGGCCAAACGAUGCGCAAGCCGUUCAUCAAGUUCAUCUGCCACAGCGCCUCCUACUUCACCUUUUUGUUUCUUUUGAUGCUGGCUUCGCAGAGAAUAGAGACCUUCAUUGGCGGCUGGUUCUUUGCGGACUCCUCGGGAAUGCUCAACAAGGUGGAGGAGCUGCCCACGAAGCGAGGGGCCAAGCCGACCUUCAUCGAGUGGCUAAUCCUGGCCUGGGUCAGUGGACUCAUCUGGAGCGAGGUUAAGCAGCUGUGGGACGUUGGUCUGCAGGAGUAUCUCAAUGACAUGUGGAAUGUGAUCGACUUUGUAACGAACUCCUUGUACGUGGCCACGGUGGCUCUGCGGGUGGUGUCCUUUUUUCAGGUCCAAAAGGAGAUGAUAUACAACUCGCAUGCCACGGACCUGCCGAGGGAGCGAUGGGACGCCUGGGAUCCGAUGCUAAUUUCGGAGGGCCUUUUCAGUGCAGCGAACAUUUUCAGUAGCCUCAAGCUGGUUUAUAUAUUCUCGGUGAAUCCGCAUCUGGGGCCACUGCAGGUGUCGCUGUCCCGGAUGGUAAUGGACAUCAUGAAGUUCUUCUUUCUAUAUGUCCUGGUCCUGUUCGCUUUUGGCAGUGGUCUCAAUCAGUUGUUGUGGUACUAUGCUGAUCUGGAAAAGAAGCGUUGUCCUGAGGUUUCUCCCAUGAGUGCUCUUCUAAACAUGAAUGGAACCAAUGAUCCAAAUGCGUGUAUAGUGUGGCGUAGGUUCUCUAAUUUAUUUGAGACCACACAAACCCUUUUCUGGGCUGUCUUUGGCCUAAUUGACUUGGACAGCUUUGAGUUGGAUGGCAUUAAGAUCUUCACCAGAUUCUGGGGCAUGCUGAUGUUUGGCACCUACUCAGUUAUCAAUAUUGUGGUGCUGCUCAAUCUGCUCAUAGCCAUGAUGAAUCAUUCGUACCAACUAAUUUCGGAACGUGCUGAUGUGGAGUGGAAGUUUGCUCGGUCCAAACUGUGGAUUAGCUAUUUCGAGGAGGGCGGAACCUGUCCACCGCCAUUCAAUAUUAUACCCACUCCAAAGUCCAUUUGGUAUGCCAUUAAAUGGAUGCGUCGGGUCUUCUGCAGUGGAUCCUCGGCCGCUCGAAGGGAACAUCUCAAGACGAUAAGGCGAAAGGCCCAGCAGGCGAGUGAUCGGGACUUCAAGUACCAGCAGAUAAUGCGAAAUCUGGUCAGGCGGUAUGUGACUGUGGAGCAGCGGAAGGCCGAGUCGCAGGGCGUGACCGAGGACGAUGUGAACGAGAUCAAGCAGGACAUUUCCGCCUUCCGGUGCGAACUGGUGGAAAUACUCAAGAACAGCGGCAUGGACACGAAUGUGACGGCGGGUCAAGGAGGAGGUGGUGGCAAGAAGAACCGCCAGAAGGAGCGUCGCCUGAUGAAGGGCUUCAAUAUCGCACCGCCUGGCUCGACGGGAUCUUUGGCACCCGUGGCCGAGUUCUCCACCUCGCUGGACAACUAUGACAACCAGCACGAGAUCCUCAGCUCCACACUGUCCACCCUCUUCACGCCGAACUUUAUGCACAAGCGCCAGCAGAGUCAGGCCGGAAGUGGAGGCGGUGGAUCGGAGUCACCGACCACGCCCACCGCCUGCCAGGGAACUCAGGGGGCGGCAAUGGCCUCCAGCAGCCAGGUCACCAAGUACAAUAAGUCCGCUUUGAAGCCGUACAACAAGCGCAUUGCGGGUCAUAAAAAAAGAUGGGGCACCUUGAUAGAAGCCGCCAAGGUUGGCAACGUGAGCAAAAUGCUGGGCCGUUCGAAGUCGGAGGACUCGGUGUGCAACUCCUCGCACACAGCCACCCCAGUUCAUGGCCAGAUGCGGGUCACCUAUGCCCAGAAUUCACCCCAGCAGGGAUACGGAUACCAUGGCGAGACCACCAGUUCCACAACAACAUCAAAUACACCAACUCCAACGAUUUCGGUGGUCAGCAAUUCGCCAGCAGCCCAUGCGGGAGUGGGUUCGCACUUCUUUCACACGACAAGCGGUCUCACUGCCAUUGCCGCUUUGAAGCGGAAGCGCAAAAAGUUCUCAUCGAGCAAGAAUAUUUGCCCCGUUACCGAAUCCGUGGCAGCGGCCAAUGCAGCUGAGUUACUUAAUGAUAAGACCCUGAAACGGGUGUCCAGCUAUCCGGCAGCAGAGGCCGGUGUGCAGCACAAAGAUCCGGCCCAGUUGGUGAAACCACGGCGGCAUGAGCAAACCCAGAGCCAACACGACUCGGUGGAGACCAAUUCUACCUUCACGCUGUCCAUCGAUCCAUCCAAUACGUCCGUGAACUCCAGGGAACCUCUGAUCAGCACCAGUUGUGUUUCUACCACGGGUGCUAUUGGCUGA